GACACCAAAGACCGAGACCAGACGACCAGACGUCGACGUAAAUUACCUGGAAAAAAGAUUAUAGGUUAUCAAUUUCACAAUCUCAACAUACACAACCUGACAUUAAAAUCCACGACUGACCCGGAGAAAACUGUCAUGGCAGAAGAGGUGAAGACUGUAUCUACUUGCUCAAUCUUUGAUGAAGAGAGCUUUUGCCGACUAACAAAAGGCAUCCAAGUUUCUCCUCUAGUCCGACUGAAGCAGACACCAUGUUUGACUAGUGAGGAAGAUGCUCGCCAGUUGAUCCAAGAACUGAAUGUCUCCGACCGUCUGUUCUGCUCGUUCUGUGAUGUCAGUUUCUCCGAUCAGUCGCAACAGAGACAUCACUACAAGAUGGACUGGCACAGAUACAACCUAAAGCAGCAUCUGGCCAAUCGUAAACUCUUUACUGAGGAUAGGUUCUAUCAGAUCACUGAGCAGGACGAUGUGUCUAGUAUCUCGGGAUCCGAGACGGAGUCAGAGUCUGAGCUCGGCUCUCUGACGGAGACGGAAGACCUUUCAGACGAGAGGUUGAGCCACCUGGUCGCGCGGAGGGCUCGGCUACUGUUUGAGAACCAAUCGGGGAAACUGAUAUCUGUCUAUCAAUGCUUGGUGCAUAGUAAAAAGUCAGAGUUACCAACUGAAGAACAGCUGGUGUCGUCUGCUUUACAACUGCCCAUCCAGAACCAGUGGAUGAUUAUUAUGCUGGGCGGAGGACAUAUGGCAGCUGCGAUAUUCAAAGGGACGGAGGCCAUCAAACACAAGACGUUCCACAGCUACACAGUGAGAGCCAAGCAGGGAGGCGGACAGAGUGGGAAGGAUAACAGCGGCAAACACGCCAAGAGUGCUGGAGCCAGUCUGCGCCGCUACAACGAACAGGCUCUUACACAGCAUGUGCAAGAGAUUGUGAGCGCUUGGACAGCGGAGGUAGCAGCGUGUCACCUCAUCUUCUACCGCGCUGUAGGGCCGUUCAACCGUGGAGUGUUGUUCGGAGGCAAGACCGCGCCACUGAACAAAGCCGAUCCUCGUCUGCGCACUGUGCCGUUUCCUACGCGGCGAGCCACCUUCAGUGAAGUACAACGAGUGCAUAGCCUACUGUCUACUGCCACCGUGUAUGACUCGCCAGAAGUGUUCCGUUCGACCUUGCUGUCACCUCGAAGGUCGAGAAAGGACGAGGCAAUAGAGGAGACAGUCACUCCAGUUAAGCCAGAGUCGCCCAAGAAGCACAUUGACCGAGCAAAGUCAAGGCCUUCGCCCGACAGAGCGUUACCCGAACAUGUCACACUACUGGCAGAGUAUGAAUCGUCAGAUAGUGAAUUUGAACAAGACAACCACUCGAUGAUCCAUAACGACAAAGAGAUAUCGUUCGGUGACAGCCUGCAGGAGUUCCAGGACACUGUUCCUAAGAAACCAAAGAGAAAGAGGAAGAAAAAAGAACCGACGCCAGAAAAAGAGUUCAGCGCAGAGUUAAAGAGUUUCCGCCAGAAAGUGGUGACGGCAUGUGCGGCAGGUGAUGUGACUCUGCUGACGUUGUCACUGCAGCAGGAGGGAUCCGUUAUCAACGAGGAGGAGCGGACGGAAGCCGUCAACCAACUCAACACGGACGGUCUGUCCCUGCUGCAGAGCGCAGCUAGACACUCGCACAAGGAAAUAGUCUGGAUCUUGCUGGAAAACGGUGCCAAUCCAUGCACAAAGGACCAAAAAGCGAUGACGGCUUAUGACUUUGCCCCGGACAAAGACACUCGCAACACUUUCCGUCGCUUCAUGGGACAGUUCCCUGACAAGUACGACUAUAGCAAGUCUCACAUUCCCAGCGCGCUGACGAACGAGAUAGAGAGAGAAGCUGCGGAGAAGAGAAGAGCGCAGAGAAAGGCGAAGCGAGAGAAGGAGAGGGAGAAGAGGAUUGCUGAUGAGCCGAGAAGACAAGAGGAAGCGGAGAGAAAAAGAUUUUUGGAACUCAGCGAUAGAGAAAAGAGAGCUCUUGCUGCUGAGAGGAGGUUGUUAGCUGCUGCGGGCAAGUCCGGCGUGGUGCUCACCCGAUGCUACCUUUGUGCCAUCGACAUCACAGGGAAAGUCCCAUUUACUUACGAAACUAACCUGUUCUGCAGCAUGCCGUGUCUUAAGGCACAUCGGAUACAACAAAAAUAAUAAAUAUAAAUUUCUUUUUUUACCUCAA
Molecule: messenger RNA, 2194 nt
Organism: Macrosteles quadrilineatus (aster leafhopper)
Lineage: Eukaryota; Metazoa; Arthropoda; Insecta; Hemiptera; Cicadellidae
Product: ankyrin repeat and zinc finger domain-containing protein 1-like
Exons: 12
Coding region: 136-2166 (676 amino acids)
Molecular function (GO): protein binding; nucleic acid binding; zinc ion binding
Source: RefSeq, a predicted model, not a curated record